AUGCUGCGCUUCGUGGCCCGGAUGGCAUCCAGCGUUUGCGUAGCGGUGACCGCGUUCGACGUCGUCGGACAUCCGGCCGUCGUCACAGGCGCUUCGAUGUCGCCCACUCUGGAGGGAUCCGACGCCCGUUGGUGGCACCGCGACAUGGUCUGGCUCACACCUCGACGGAUACGCUCACCUUACAUUGGUGAUAUCAUCACAUUUGUAUCACCUCGGGAACCCGAUAAGGUUCAUAUUAAACGUGUUACGGCAUUGGAAGGCGAUAUUGAUUUUAGGCCAAAGUACCGAAAUGAGUUCAUGCUUGUCCCGAAGGGAUGCUGUUGGAUGGAGAGCGACAAUCCGGAAAAUGCAUGCGAUAGCAAUGUGUACGGGCCCGUAAGUAUUGGUCUAAUGAAGAAUCGUGCUACUCACAUCAUAUGGCCGCCAAACAGAUGGAAACAUUUGUCUGCUAAAUAA
Messenger RNA from Angiostrongylus costaricensis, 456 nucleotides. Lineage: Eukaryota; Metazoa; Nematoda; Chromadorea; Rhabditida; Metastrongylidae. The record is from the annotation of a GenBank genome assembly.